Molecule: messenger RNA, 2751 nt
Organism: Kalmanozyma brasiliensis GHG001
Lineage: Eukaryota; Fungi; Basidiomycota; Ustilaginomycetes; Ustilaginales
Product: Bromodomain protein
Exons: 1
Coding region: 1-2751 (916 amino acids)
Molecular function (GO): protein binding
Source: RefSeq, a predicted model, not a curated record
AUGUCGGCGCCAGCUAUGGACCGAAGCGAGUCGGCACCAGUGUGUGCCGCCGCUUCGUCCUCCGCGACGCCCCUCCAGCCCCGCAGGGCCGUGAUGCUCAAAGGCCCCUCGCUCACUUCCAAAACCUUCUUUGUGCCUCUGCCCGAUACCCUGGAUCAACUCGUAGCAAAGGCCGUCCAGCUCUUCCCCAUCCCACCGGGCAAGGUACCCCACAUCACCCUCGGAGCAGAUGAGAGGGCCAUCAUCCUCGACGAGUCGUACGAGUUCAUCCGCGACCGCGAGCUCCUCAACUUCCGCUGGUCUGCAGAGACGCCGCGUCGCAACCUCGCCAACCGUGUUCGAUGGAACCAGCCUUCUUCCGCUACCGCACCGCUCAAUCUCACAGCAUCACCGCAGAGCACUGCUACAACCUCUGAAGAGAUUCCCGUGACAGCAGCGGUAGCCAAGGCCUCGGACUCCCUCAAGGCGCAGACGCAGGGUUCCCCUACGUCACAGAGCGACAUUGCUUCCAAGACGCGUGCCAACACCAUCGCCAACCGCGAUCCAAACACUCAGCUGAGCGAAGGCGCCGCUGCUAGGAAGGCACACGCAAAGCGAGUCCUGGCGGAACAGCAGCGCAAGCAGGAGGAGGAACACGAGGCAGAUGCUCUCGGAGCUGCGCCUAUCGUUCCGGAUCUCGAUCAAGAGGCAGCUCUCGAAGCUGACCCGGAGGCGGCUGCACAGGCUGUCCUCGAGUUGGCGGCCACGUCGGUAGCGCCAGACGCUGUCGAAGAGGCCAUCGUUACCGCACCGACUGGGGAGGAUGCAGCAGCAGUAACGCAAGACAUGGACAUCACCCUGGAGCAAGGCACUGGAGAGGAGAUGCCGGAUGUCGCCGCUCCCGAGAUCACCCUCGCCCCGGUGCCAGCAACCAUCACCAUCAACUCGCCCCCACGCAAGAAGCACGUCGACAACGGCGGCCUCGAUACCCCUCCUUCCAGUGGCAGUCGCUCUAACUCUCCCUUCCACAGCUCCGAUCUGUCCCUUGGCAGCAACCACGCCCUUGACCAUCGCAUGCGCGUCGAGGCGGACGAUGAGCCUUCCAGCUCGCCCAUGUCCUCCCCAACGCGCGAUGUCUCUUCGCGCUACAGAAAUGCUUUGCCUGCCAUGCCUCUGCGCGAGCUUGGCAAAAUGGCCGCAGUGAACUCCAUGGCAUCCGAGCAACAGGCCGACGCUUCGGCUCCAGUAGUCGACAACGGAGUUGCUUCUGAGCCGAUCAACAGUUCGUUCAGCGAGCCGAUCGACGACGCGACGCCAGCAGAGGAAGAAAUCGCAGUCAACUCCUCAGAGCCAGCACCAACCUCGCAAGACCUUCCCAGCAGCACCACCACCGCGAUCACCAAACCCUCUACCCCAGCUACCGACCUCGAACUCAACCGAAUCUACAGCUUCCUCUCGAACCUCGUCGCGCAGCUCCUCUCGCACAAGUCCAACUUUGCCUUCCAACGACCCGCCAGCGUCGAAUUCGAGCAGUUCUCCACACGCACCUCUCGCGUCGUCGACCUGUUCACCAUUCGGGACAGUCUCGCCACCCGUCGCUACGGUAGUGCGCACCUCGAAGGUCGCAUCGCGGCCAACGCCGUCGUCACCGACUUCGAAGACGAUCUCAAUCUCCUCUAUACCAACGCGCGGCGGUUCUACGGUAUCCGUUCCACGCAAGCCGAGUGCGUCGAGCAUCUGGAAAAGUUCAGCCGCAGUUUCUUGAACGAGUGGAAGCGGAUGAAGAGUCCCGGAUCGAGGGUGGAGAAGCAACCUUUCCUAUCCUCGUCGCCGUUCGCGUCCUUUGGAUCGGGGAAGAAGACGAUGGGAAACAUUUCGAACACGGUCGGGUUGAUGAGGCGGGCGGACUUUGGGUUCAAGCGCAAUGCGUCGUAUGAAGCCACCCUCACGGCUGGGAAGCGACCAGCACCGCCGACGCGGACGACGAGCGAGGCGUUCGAGCGCGCACUGAGAGCGGCAACGUCGACCCCGCAGAGCGAGCGCGUCAAGCCUCGACAGGAAGUCGUCGCCCCCUUCGCCACCCGCUCAGUCAUCGAGACCGCCUUCAUGGCUCGUCCGGCUCCGUCGCCACAGGUCGAGAUCUCGCCAAGUCCCGCCGUACGAACGCCUUCUGCAGUUGGAGGCAAGAGGAAGCGCAUCGAUCUCGCCCAAGAGUCCGAUUCGCGAUCGUCAACCGUGUCCCCACCACCCUCGCCCUCGCCCACCAAGCGACCCGUGGUGCAGCUCAAACCGUCCAAGUCGGCCAACCGACGGAUGAACAAGAAGAAGCGCGCCGCUGCUGCUGCUGCUGCCGCAGCCGCAGCCGCCGUUGCCGCCGCAGCUGAGGUCACUGUCGAGGUGCCUCAGACUAAGCGCGUCCGAAGCAGGCGAUCGCACGGCGACGCAGUGGAGGAGAAGCAGGUGGCGGAGCUGGUCGAGAUGCCGGUGGAGCCGCCGGCGAAGCGAACGCGUGCGGCGAGGAGCGCUUCUCUCACGGUCAGCGUGGACAUCGGAGGCUCGCCGAGAACGUUGCGCUCCAGCAGGGUGGAGGAUUGUCAGGAGAGCAGCACGCCAACGAGGAGUCUGAAGAAGGGCAAGUCGGCGUCGAAGGUCGGCGCGGAGCUCAGCAGCCCGGUGCAGACGGCGGAGGUGACCAUGGAGGAGGACGGAUUUGAGGUCACGGGUAGCAGAAGACGCUCUUCUCGCCAGAGAAAGCCUGUCAACCUCGACUAG